AUGGAUUACAAAGCCACCACAUCCCCACUGGAUUCUUCUGAAAAACUUAAAGCCACAGAUGGGAAGUUAUUGACAGAUCCUACUCACUAUAGAAAAUUGGUAGGGAAACUUAAUUUUCUCACAAAUACAAGGAUGGACAUAGCAUACAGUGUUCAACACCUCAGCCAGUUCAUGCAGUCCCCUAGGGAACCACAUUUGAAGGCAGCUUACCAUGUCCUUCGAUACCUAAAGCAAGAUCCUACACUGGGAAUAUUCAUCUCAAACAAACCUGAUCUCACAGUGACUGCUUAUUGUGACUCAGACUGGGCUACUUGUCCAGAUUCUAGAAAGUCAGUCAGUGGAUACUUGGUCCUUAUGGGUGAUAGUCAUGUUAGCUGGAAAUCCAAGAAACAAGCCACAGUGUCUCUAUCUUCUGCAGAGGCAGAGUACAGAGCUGUGAGUCAGGUUGCUGUUCACAUUGACAAGAAUCCAGUCUUCCAUGAAAGGACAAAGCACAUAGAGGUCGAUUGUCACUUUGUUAGGAACAAGCUUCAACAGGACUGGUCACACUCCAUCACAUCUCCACAACCUCUCAACUAG
Molecule: messenger RNA, 579 nt
Organism: Solanum tuberosum (potato)
Lineage: Eukaryota; Viridiplantae; Streptophyta; Magnoliopsida; Solanales; Solanaceae
Exons: 2
Coding region: 1-579 (192 amino acids)
Source: RefSeq, a predicted model, not a curated record